AUGAAUGAAUAUUAAUAUCCAAAAAGACUUCAUCAAAAAUCCAAAAAAAUAUAAGAGAGUAGGAAAUUAAAGAAUAAGAUGAUGUAAUAAAUAUUUUACAAAAUCCAGAAUUAAAUUGUAGUAUUUGCUAUUCCUCUAUAGUUGAUUAAGUAACAAUAUAUUUUACUUAUAAAAAGGGAAUUGUUUAAAAUUGUCAACAUGUAUUUUGUUUCUAAGUAUUAAAAAUUGGUCAAAACAAAAUCUUACAUGUCCUUAAUGCAGAGCUGAUUUUACAAAAGUCAUAUUAAUUUGGAAAAAAAGUUAGUUGGCUAAUAAGAAAACUUACACUUUUAAAUAACCAAAAUAAAGUAAUUAAGUAUCAAAUAACAUCUUUUUGAUUCAAUAAUUAUUAUAACUACUAUUAUUAUUUUAGGAUAUAUAUUUAGAAUUUGUAAUCAAUUCAGAAAAUUAAAUAAAUUGA
Messenger RNA from Paramecium primaurelia, 460 nucleotides. NCBI's taxonomy places the organism in Eukaryota, Ciliophora, Oligohymenophorea, Peniculida, Parameciidae. The record is from the annotation of a GenBank genome assembly.